AUGGCGACCAAUCUUCUUUCCACAUCACGCUUAGCCGACUACUUUUUUGUAUGUGGAUUGCAUGACAACCAUCUUCUGGCAACCUAUGAUGCGGUGAAACGGGGGCAGAUCACCAGCGCAGACGAAUAUUACUAUGAUCAGCAACGUCAAGCCGUCGCUGUCACGAGCAAUGAGGCUCCUGAACCGGUCAACAAUAGAACUACAGGAAAAUUGCUACCUCAGUCAUCUUCCAAGGACUCAUUAGCCGAAGUAUUGGACCAUGUCCAGUCUAUUAUCGAUAUCUUUGACAAGGAACGAGAUUCAGCCCGUGAUAACGUCAUUGCUGUUCACGAACCUCUGAAUGGCAAAACCAACAGAAAACGAUCAGUUACAGCUGCCAUGCCACGCCUUGACUCGGAACCUACCGUCAGAAGAAAACUAUCCAUCAAACCUUCCAAGGCUUGGAGCAGCGUGCCAGAUUACCGUGCUGCAUACAGUGAGCCACCGUCAGAAGACCUAGGCCGCAUACUCGAGUCAUCCGAAGAAACCUUGCAGCAAGCAUUAUUCAAUUCGGACCGAUCGAUGCAACCGAAUCUGCUCGACAUUAAAUACAUACCCACUGUGUUGUUGCGUUACCCGCGUACCGACCACUCAAAGUCCGAAGCAUUUCCCUCUUACAUUGCGAUGUUUUGUUUCCCGCGCGAUAUUUCGUUGCGAUACGGAACACAUGCUCCUGUAGAGCAACUUCAUUCUUUUGCAAUGACCGACGAAAAUGGCGAUACCAUUUAUGGGACGUGUAUUGUAUUUUACGAAAAAUUAGCACACCGUUUGAGAGAUUCUGUUAACAAGGCAUUGCAGCAAUGGAUCCAUGCCCAUAUGGAUCAGAGUACGGUAGAGUAUGCGCGUCACUUGCAGGAACGCAUUCAAACCGAACAAGCCCAAGUGGACCAUUACGGCGCAGAAUUAGUAUCCCUAAACACAAUGACCAGCACGCCAGAUAUUACAGAGCGAAAACGGGAUCUGGAAGAGCAGUUACGCACAUGUCAGGAAAAUGUGACUCUUUAUACGGAGCUUCUGGAGCCGGUGAAAAUGGCUGUAUGUACUUCGGACUGUAUUUGGGUACCCAAAGCAAUUGGCUUGGUCAGUCGAAUGCCAUGGCAUGAUUUGUUUGGUGAUUGGCUUCGUAUCAUGUUGGACUCCAUCGUGGGCGUACAAGGACGUAAAGCAAAGGGCGAUCAUCUGAAUAUUCAGAGUGCUGUAUACAAUAUCAUCCGGGAAGUACCGUUACCACCACCAGGACGCUUUGAGAUCAGCCUAAGUAUUAGCCAACGGUCUUUAUUCUUUUCGCGGCCUUCCAUUAACGAAGUUCCAAUACUGAAAAAUUUUUCGUUGUUUCCAUUAUUCCGUGCUUUAUCAUCUCACUUAAUCCUGGCAGUGCUCGAGACUUUAUUGUCGGAAGGCAAGGUAUUAUUUUUAUCGAAUCAUCCCGGUAUGCUUUCGGUCGCUUGCGAGUCCUUUCGCUAUCUGUUAUUCCCUUUCUACUGGCAAUUCGUCUUUAUACCUGUUUUACCAGAAAAGUUGCUGGCGUGUCUCCAGGUACCUGUCCCGUUUCUCAUUGGUUUUCAGGGCCAAAUUGAAGAUCUUGCGGAUAAUGCACCAGAUGAUGUUUGCAUUGUGAAUCUCGACAGCAAUACCAUGCAUCAGUACCAUCCAGGUAUGCGAUUACCUGAUCGUCAACGACGGAAAUUACAGCUGUCUUUGGAACAAUACGCGCCACUCCACACUCGAUCCAAAGUACCUUAUGGUGUACCACUUACCAUCAAGGAAGCUUUCCCCAAAGGCCGAAUGAUGCUGAAUUGCCAUCGGUCGAAAGCUCAAGAAUUGUCCACGAGUUUACCUCGCAAAUCAGAGAGUUCAGCCAACCAUUCGAUCUGGUCCAAUCCAGCCUCAGUUCUCUCAAGGCCAUUAUCUGGCUUCUGGUCCGCGAAUGAAAGCAUACGGAGCUCCAAUGAUUCCGAUAUCUCGUUCGCCCCAGAUAUUCCAACCCCAGUGAUGCCGCAACACCCUUCCAAUGCUAAAUUAGCUUCUACGACAUCGGUUUCAUCAAAUACGCAUGCUUCAUCGUCGUCGUCGUUCGCCGCAGCCCGAUCUAACCAGCAACUACCUCGUUCCGACCACUGGUCCUUUUCUCUUCACCCGAAAACGACCCCUUCGUCGGGAUCUCCUUUUAAGACGCAGCCAUCCUCCUAUAGACAUUCAGCUGGCAACGCAGAUGAACUGAAUAGAGCACGGUCGCAAGAAAUGACCGUAUCUUCAAAAGACAGUCGUCGAUCAUCACAGACAAACAGUAUUCGAAAGUUAUCUGGGCUGAUGUCGAGGCCGCAAAUGGCGUUCCAACCAGGGGAAACUGUGCGUGCUCCCGAUUUUGGAGCGGUGAAUUCUGUCCCUCCGAUCACCCAUUCUGGAACCGGCAACAAUAGCCAAACGCCGACAACGAUGCAGAAAAUGUGGUAUAUAGAAGGCCAUCCGAUGGUGGAAGUUGCACCACAAGACCUGUGGCAACUUCAAGGGUAUCGGUGCCUUUGCGGUCAAUCGGUGCAACAGAAUGACCAGAAUCAACGACACUUGACUUUUGUGUGCUGUCAAGAAUGCCACCUGGUGACACACGAUACCUGUAUGAAUCAAAUCCUUCAUCCGUGUCUACCAAGUUGUUUUGACGAAGAGAACAUUCAACACGCCUUUUUACGCAUGUUUGCGUCAUUACUGUGCCAUUACAGAGCAGGUUUUGUGUCUACUUCUGCAGAACGUAAUGGGAUGGCAUUUGAUAUGCAAGACGGCAACCCAAAGAAGAGGUCUCCUCUAGUCUUUUCAAAAGAAAAAUUCCUGAAGCAAUCCGACAAAGACAUCAGGACGUAUUUAGCCCAUUUGACUUCAUCGCAGAUGUUUACCCAGUUUAUCAUGGACCGACUCAGCAAAUCCGAUCAGGAUCCAGAAGUGCUCAUUUUUGAUGAAUUUAUCAAACUUAAAUUGAACCGUUCAAAGCUAAAAUUCGUAAAAGAAGAUACCCCGUUUCUAAAGGAUGCAUCCUAUCGUGCUUCCCAAAUUAUAUGGGCCAAUUCACCCGAUCCAGUUCCAGGACCCAAAUAUGAUCGAUUCCCCAUUGAUCUAGACUUUUCCAAUACGGGAUCUCAUAACUAG
This is a messenger RNA of Radiomyces spectabilis, 3177 nucleotides long. Its product is annotated as AEX-3 domain-containing protein. Gene Ontology annotation, cellular component: cytoplasmic vesicle. Bases 1 to 3177 code for a protein of 1058 amino acids. Gene Ontology annotation, biological process: regulation of Rab protein signal transduction. The record is from RefSeq and is a predicted model, not a curated record. The transcript is spliced from 16 exons. NCBI's taxonomy places the organism in Eukaryota, Fungi, Mucoromycota, Mucoromycetes, Mucorales, Radiomycetaceae.